GAUAAGGAGACGGUGUGAUUUAUAUUUCUGGAUGCGGUAAACCUUGAAAGCACAUCAACAUGCUGGGAAUAUUGGAAGUGCUGCUGUUCCUUUGCAUCAUAGGAUACUUUUUCAACAAAGAACGAGCAAUCGAUAUGGUUGAUAUCAUAUCGAACCGCGUUCAGGAGGCAUACGGGUCCUUCCGGUUACCGAGCAUGUUUGGACCGGGAACGGACACCCAACAAAAUGGAGGAUUUUCGACGUACGCAAUGCUUAAGCGGUUCGGUGAGGCUGGUAGACGGCAGCGUCAGUUAAAUGCGGACAUUGACCAUCAGGUGCGACAGCAAAGUCUCUUCCACAUAAAGGAAAUGCCGAUAACGCACGUGCAACCGGAAUUGAAACCAAUUCCUGGCAUGGCAUGUCCAUACUGCUCGCCGACAGAAAGCCGUCCCCAGCUUGGUGCGGACGAUCGGCGACGUCAUGCAAUAGACAUUCUGCGUGUCACAACACACGCUGGUGAGCAGUACGCUCGUGUCAACAAUCCAGGAUCCUUCGACUGGGGUGUUUGGUGUCCGCAUCUAGCUCAGGCCACGCGUGUGCGCCGCUUCUCGUACCCGCAAGUAGCCGGUGCCGUGCUGCCCGACGAACGUGUGCAGGAGGCCCUGGAUAUAGCCGUAAAAGAAUCCAUCAACGAUAAACGUGCAGAGCUAGGAGUUGCGGAAAAUGAUGAAAGUUUCGACGAAGAUAAAUACUACAGCGAGAUGUUACGGAAUCAUGAACGUAGAGCGGGAAAGAUCCUGAUCGGUAUGCGCUCAAAGAUUUCGAACCUUGUGCUUCGCAUUACGUCCUGGGUGCUGUACAAGUUGCUGCCCUGCUUCAUGUCCGGUGUGGCCGCCCAUCCAGCACAGGUGGACAUGAUAAAACGCGCCAUCGAGAAGCACCCGGACGUGCCGUUAAUCUUCCUGCCACUACAUCGUAGUCAUCUGGAUUACAUUAUGGUUAGCUUCAUUCUGCUGAACAACGAUAUCAAGUGUCCGCUAGUGGCUGGUGGAGACAAUCUUCGCAUUCCCGUGUUUGGUAGCAUUCUUCGUUAUGAUGGGGCGUUCUUCAUUAAGCGCAAGAUCGAUCCACUGACUGGCAAAAAGGAUCAUGUGUACCGUGCAAUUUUGCACACCUAUCUGCAGAAGUGUUUGACCGCAGGGCAUAAUGUCGAAUUUUUCAUCGAAGGUGGUCGUACUCGUACGGGUAAACCGUGUAUGCCAAAGAGUGGCAUUCUUUCAGUGAUUGUUGAUGCAUUCAACGACAAAAGUAUCUCGGAUGCGUUGAUUGUGCCAGUGUCGAUCAACUACGAAAAGCUGGUCGACGGUAACUUUGUACGCGAGCAGCUUGGCCAAAAGAAAAUCCCGGAAAGUUUUGCUUCAGCCGCUUCGGCUAUCAUGAAAGUACUGAAAGCCCGCUAUGGGCUGAUGAGGAUCGAUUUCAAUGAACCGUUUUCACUAAGUGAGUUGGUUAAAUCGUUGCGUAAAUCUGAUACCGCGCACAAUUACACACCGGAGAUGCGACGACUGCAACACAAACCAUCUUCAUCCUCGCUGUUCGGUACGGAUGUGGUGCAGGAAGAACAGGACCAACGGCAACUGAUCGAUAACAUUGCACGACACGUGGUGUACGAUAGUGCCCGUGCCACAUCCGUCAUGACAACAAAUGCUUUAGCAUUCCUACUAUUGAACCGUUUCCGUGAUGGUGCACCACUUUCAAUUCUGGUGGAGGCGCUCGAUGAACUGCGUGCCGUGCUGAAUGGAGUACGCGAUCUUGGUUUUACCGGCUCUUCGGAAGACGUCAUACGCUACGCAGCCGAUCUACUCGGCCCCGGCUUAGUUUCGAAGGAAAUGCGCAAUGGACAAUUGUUCAUCAAACCGGUUGUUAUGAUUCCUAACGUGAUCGAACUGUCUUACUAUUCGAACUGUCUCAUACCUCACUUUGCGCUCGAAUCGAUCGUUGUUACGUGUGCAACGGUACUGAAGCGUGAAAAGGAACGUAAAGCAAACACCGAUCGACACGAUCACGUGGAAGAGGUGACGGUCGGCAGAAGGGCGUUGCUAGAAAUGUGUAUGGAAUUUGCUGAGCUCCUGAUGUAUGAGUUCAUCCUGUGCAAACCGUGCCAGAAGCUAGAAACGGUGAUCGAAAACACACUGCAGGAACUUUGCCUACGGGAGAUCCUAUUGCAGCCGGAACAGGAGCUAACCGAGGAUCAGAUGAUGGCACAAAAGCUGGCGCGAAAUUUGGAAUUUGAUGGUUUGGAUGUAGACGAUGAGGAGUUGAACGAUUAUUUCGAUGAUCAUCACAAUUCCACCACGAACGGGCGAUUCGGCAUGGACGAUGACGAGACGCGGAUACACUUCCCAGCAGAAAAACACUGCGAUCGGCUUGUGCUGCAAUCGGUAUUGGCACCGUUUACGAACACAUACUCGGCAGUAGCAUCUUCGCUGCAUCAGCUGCUGGACGGUAAUUCUAUAGUGGAGUCCGAAUUUAUUCGCCUGUGCAUCAAAGAAAUUAGUACUCGCGUGGAGCUAGGAGACUGCAAAUAUGGUGAAAGCAUAUCCACCGACACAGUACGAAACUGCCUAAAAGUUUUCCAGAAACGAUCGUACAUCGAGAUUACAAACAACAAUGGUGUACGGUUGGUUUCGCUACAAGCCCCGUACGAUACGAUGGCGGAACUGCAGAACAUAGUACAAGAGGUGCACAUUUUUGUACCGGCUUAGUUAAGCGACAGGAUCAUGAUCGUUCCAUUACACCUAUCCAGACGAUACCAAAACCAAAAC
This is a messenger RNA of Anopheles maculipalpis, 2804 nucleotides long. RefSeq names its product glycerol-3-phosphate acyltransferase 1, mitochondrial (gene mino). Gene Ontology annotation, cellular component: mitochondrial membrane. The transcript is spliced from 8 exons. The record is from RefSeq and is a predicted model, not a curated record. Bases 60 to 2744 code for a protein of 894 amino acids. Lineage: Eukaryota; Metazoa; Arthropoda; Insecta; Diptera; Culicidae.